Molecule: messenger RNA, 1410 nt
Organism: Microsporum canis CBS 113480
Lineage: Eukaryota; Fungi; Ascomycota; Eurotiomycetes; Onygenales; Arthrodermataceae
Exons: 4
Coding region: 1-1410 (469 amino acids)
Biological process (GO): regulation of intracellular pH
Cellular component (GO): membrane; vacuole
Source: RefSeq, a predicted model, not a curated record
AUGCCGAGUCCUACACCCGAGCCGCCAAUGCUGCCUCUACCAUGCGCCCCGAACUCCAACUGGAGCAGGUUCCGUCACCAUCUCAGCUCCAUCUUCAACGGCGUCGACCCUCGAGUCUUCACGGCCUUUUGGCUGUUCGGUUUAAUAAAUAAUGUUCUAUAUGUCAUCAUUCUCUCCGCGGCACUUGACCUUGUCGGCCCCAGCGUACCUAAGGGCGUAGUCCUGCUCGCCGACGUGGUUCCAUCUUUCUUCACGAAAUUAUGCGCUCCUUACUUUAUCCAUGUCGUCCCUUAUCCGGUUCGAAUGUUUAUAUUCGUUGCAUUAUCCACCUUCGGAAUGUUUCUAGUUGCCCUAUCGCCAGCCUACAAUUCAGCCACCGCCAAUAGUUCGAUCACAACCAAGUUGGCGGGAGUAAUGCUAGCGAGUCUAUCAAGCGGAGGUGGAGAACUCAGCUUUCUCGGUCUCACGCAUUUCUACGGACCGUUUAGUCUUGCUGCGUGGGGUAGCGGCACGGGCGCUGCUGGGUUGGUGGGAGCUGGUGCAUACGCUUUGGCUACAACUUCGUUCGGUUUCUCGGUGAAAGCAACAUUGCUGGCUUCAGCACUUCUGCCUGCCGUUAUGAUGAUAAGCUUCUUCGGAAUUCUACCUAGAGGACCGAUGCUGCGAAUUAGUCAUGGAUAUCAAACUAUUGAGGAGGUGGAGAGAGGAGAAGAUCCACGAGAAAAUGAAGCUCGACGGCCUCUAGAUGAACCUUUAUCGGAUCAUCGAGAUGGAAUAGAAGGUUUACUCGCAGAUCCCGUUGGUACUAACGAUCUGAAGAAGACACCUUCGCAAGACUCGAGCCUGUCGUGGCAGCUAUUCAAGGCAAACCUGAGCCGCGCUAGGAGUCUGUUUUUCCCAUUCAUGUUCCCUCUCCUACUUGUCUAUAUUGCUGAAUAUACCAUCAACCAAGGCGUUGCGCCCACUCUCCUGUUCCCGCUCAGCGAGGGUCCCUUUAAACAUUACCGUGCCUUCUAUCCAACCUACAAUGCAAUCUACCAAGUCGGAGUCUUCAUCUCGCGGUCCUCCACCCCGUUCUUUCGUAUCCAUGACUUGUAUUUUCCGUCAUUUCUUCAGGUACUUAACCUCAUCCUACUUACUCUCCAUGCACUGUUCAACUUUAUACCAAACGUCUACAUUGUUUUCUUGGUUGUCUUUUGGGAGGGGCUUCUAGGCGGCUUGGUUUAUGUCAAUACCUUCGCGGAAAUCACAGAUCGCAUACCGAAGGAGGAACGUGAAUUUUCCCUGGGAGCAACUACAGUCAGCGACUCGGCGGGCAUCUGCAUCGCAGGACUGUUAGGGAUGGUUUUUGAGGUUUGGUUAUGCAACUGGCAAGUUUCUCACGGGCGAGACUAUUGCCAAAAGACAUAG